Messenger RNA from Alternaria triticimaculans, 1260 nucleotides. RefSeq lists its product as uncharacterized. The transcript is spliced from 2 exons. Lineage: Eukaryota; Fungi; Ascomycota; Dothideomycetes; Pleosporales; Pleosporaceae. The record is from RefSeq and is a predicted model, not a curated record. The coding region runs from base 1 to 1260 and encodes 419 amino acids.
AUGACCGCAGAGAAGGGGUUUGGACGCAAGGACAAUCGCGAAACUGCUCAAAAGACUUCUGGCAAGCGAGUACGUGGACAGUACACUAAGUCGCGGUACGACGGUCGACAAGAUCAAGCCACCCUGGGUACAGCACAAGAGGAAGAGAAGGGCUCCGACUGGGGCCUGAGUUCGAUAUGGGGCGGUGGAAAGAAGAAGAAGAAGAGCAGUAAAUCCGUUAAACUGGAUUCGCCGCGACGGGGAACAACAUUCAAUCCGUCAGUAAAAAGGCCUCGGGAGUACUCAGAUAGUGUACCUAAAUCGCCAGGGGCCACAAUUCUCCAGAGAGGGCGUCUGAAGCGCGACUAUGCGGCAUUUGACACAAACGAAGGGCCACAACAAGGCGGAGGAGUACAAUCUGACAUGCGCUACAACCAUCGACCAGAGUCUAAUCAACCUGGUGAGAUGUUUAUGUCUCCAGAGAUGCAAAAUUCUCUUCUUCCCAGUGUAUCAACGGAAGAGAAGCAGGCUCAACAAGCUCAUCAACAAACCCAAAACCAAGGUCAGACACGGCGUAGUCCGGCACUAGUGCAUCUAGCGAGGCCACACUCGCAAGCAUACGAUGCCCAAGAUCAAGCCAGUCAACGGGCCAUAAAUAUUGCGAGCGGUGCAGGACAAGAGAGCACAGGCUCACACAUAACGAGCUCAGACACAGCUCCCAUCUUUAAGUUCGAUCCGAUUCUAGCACCCCCAGAAAUGCCGCCUCGAUUGUAUCCUCAGAACAUGUACAUCCCGGGAGGCGAGCCGAUGAUGCGGCCCCCAAGCUCACGCGCCUAUCCGCCUACGCCUGAAGAAGCUAUGCGCAAAUUCAAACGUCAGCAAACGACACCUGCCUUUGUAUCCCCAGAAAGCGCCCGGAUACAGCCUAUCGACGAGCUUCAUGAUCGGUCUCCAGGAAUCAUGGAUGAGCGGACGGCUUGCUCAGGCUACAGAUCUUUUCGCGGAGGACUGAAGUACACGAUCUCAGAAGACCGCACAACAGACGCUUUCAAGCGCCGCAAGGUGCAUUUCAUAGCUUUGGGGCAUUCUAAUAGCCGAGCCGCUGAAGUUGAGGAGGUCGACAAGUCUGACGCUGCGAGGGCGUCAGUCCUAGCUGAUUCAAAUCCAAGCGACGACACGGGCACCAUGUACACGGACAACCUCGAAGAUCUCUUCAACAUGGACGAAUAUGAGAACCCCGAGCAGUCGACAUUCGACGACGCCUUUUUCAACUUUGAAUAG